AUGGGCAGCAAAUACUACGAUAUCGACGCUAUCCUAACCGAUGCACAGAAAAUACCAUGCACCUUCGAAGUCGAUGUACCCGGGUUGGGGUACCUGGACGGAAAUGAUAACUCCGAUAUGAAAGCCGGGACUAAACUCGAGAUGCCUAUUUGGCUGGCUGAGAUAUUGGCUGUCAGCGAGCAACUUGGGACCAAAACAUUCAUUCACACGAAUAUUCCUCACGCACUCUCUGCACCAGUAAUGAAUGCACUUAAGGCCAACCCUCUCUCCGUCAACCUUCGAGAUCUUGCCACACACUACUAUUCCCUUGGAGAGCGAAUGGUCAACCUCGUCGAAGACGCAGAAGAUGAACUAGUAGACACGUUGUCAGAGACCUUUCGACAAAGGACGAUUGAAAUUGCGGAUCAUGCGGUUAAUCCGAAAGGUGCGUUGGGCGAGGGUACAGAGUUCUUGACGGGUUUGGAGGAGUCGGAGAGGCAGAGUAUGUAUAACAACGACGACGAGAGCUCUGCCGUUUGCCGUUUGAGAUGA
Orbilia oligospora ATCC 24927 is the source of this 531-nucleotide messenger RNA. RefSeq lists its product as uncharacterized. Gene Ontology annotation, cellular component: GINS complex. Gene Ontology annotation, biological process: mitotic DNA replication initiation. The record is from RefSeq and is a predicted model, not a curated record. The transcript has 3 exons. The coding region runs from base 1 to 531 and encodes 176 amino acids. Lineage: Eukaryota; Fungi; Ascomycota; Orbiliomycetes; Orbiliales; Orbiliaceae.